Hibiscus syriacus is the source of this 1498-nucleotide messenger RNA. Its product is annotated as UDP-glucuronate 4-epimerase 3-like. The transcript has a single exon. The coding region runs from base 106 to 1419 and encodes 437 amino acids. The record is from RefSeq and is a predicted model, not a curated record. NCBI's taxonomy places the organism in Eukaryota, Viridiplantae, Streptophyta, Magnoliopsida, Malvales, Malvaceae.
CAGAGCAGAACAUUCCCUCUAGCUGGAAUACCCAUUUUCCCAAACCCUAAUCCUGAAACUACAGGGGGGAAAAUAUUCUCCGAAUUCUGGGUUUCUUUUUUAACAAUGUCAAAGCAAAUGUCUCAUCUUGACAACAUUCCAUCAACGCCUGGGAAAUUCAAGAUGGAAAAAUCACCCUACGUUCACAAUAGAUUGAGGUGGCACUCCUCUCUUGCAAAGCUCACGUUUUGGUCCUUUAUGUUCAUGGGCGUGAUCUUGAUCUUCUUCUUUCGAUCUCCCUCCUCCAAUCCCCUCCCGCAAGAUCCUUCGCGCCGCUCUCUCCGUACCUUCAAUUGGGGUGGACCCGCUUGGGAAAAAAGGGUGCGUUCAUCUGCCCGUAUCCGUUCCCACAAUGGCAUCUGUGUUUUGGUUACCGGAGCCGCCGGUUUCGUCGGUACCCACGUGUCGGCUGCUUUGAAGACGCGCGGAGACGGUGUUCUUGGACUUGACAAUUUCAAUGACUAUUACGACCCUUCGUUGAAAAGAGCUAGGCAAGCGCUUCUGGAGCAAACUGGGGUUUACAUUGUCGAAGGAGACAUCAACGAUUCGUCUCUUUUAAGGAAACUUUUCGAGGUUGUCGCGUUCACCCACGUUAUGCAUUUAGCUGCUCAAGCUGGCGUCAGGUACGCCAUGGAAAAUCCUGGCUCUUAUGUGCAUAGCAAUAUUGCUGGUUUCGUUAGUUUACUCGAAAUUUGCAAGUCUGCUAAUCCGCAGCCUGUGAUCGUGUGGGCAUCUUCGAGUUCUGUUUACGGUCUUAAUACCAAAGUUCCAUUUUCUGAGAGAGAUAGAACUGAUCAACCUGCUAGUUUAUAUGCUGCGACUAAGAAAGCUGGUGAAGAAAUUGCACAUACUUACAAUCAUAUAUACGGACUUUCUUUAACCGGUUUGAGGUUUUUCACCGUUUACGGUCCUUGGGGUAGGCCAGAUAUGGCAUAUUUCUUCUUCACCAGGGAUAUAUUGAAGGGGAAGUCGAUAUCAAUAUUCGAGGCAGCUAAUCAUGGUACGGUGGCGAGAGAUUUUACGUAUAUUGAUGAUAUUGUGAAAGGGUGUUUAGGUGCAUUGGAUACGGCCGAGAAGAGCACAGGGAGUGGAGGGAAGAAGAAGGGUCCAGCUCAAUUGAGGGUAUACAAUCUGGGGAACACAUGGCCUGUUCCGGUUUCGGACCUUGUGAGUAUCUUGGAGAGGCUAUUGAAUGUGAAUGCAAAGAGGAAGAUAAUGAAGUUGCCUCGAAACGGGGACGUUGAGUUCACUCAUGCCAAUAUUAGCUUGGCUCAGAGGGAGCUGGGGUAUAAGCCGAGUACCAAUUUGCAGAGUGGUUUGAAGAAGUUUGUGAGGUGGUAUCUGAGUUACUAUUCUGGUGGGAAGAAAGCUGCUGGAUGAAUUCAUUCUUUGAAUUCUCAUAGUAGUAGUUCAUUAACCUUCUUAAUCAUUGUUUUUUAUAUUUCUGUGUUUAUUGCGG